Messenger RNA from Penicillium cinerascens, 1362 nucleotides. Its product is annotated as FAD-dependent oxidoreductase. Gene Ontology annotation, molecular function: FAD binding; oxidoreductase activity. The record is from RefSeq and is a predicted model, not a curated record. NCBI's taxonomy places the organism in Eukaryota, Fungi, Ascomycota, Eurotiomycetes, Eurotiales, Aspergillaceae. Bases 1 to 1362 code for a protein of 453 amino acids. The transcript is spliced from 4 exons.
AUGGUGUCGUAUGCCGUCAAUGUCUCAUCCCCAGCGGAGAUUUCCCGAACGAUGACCUAUGCAGCCGAAAAGAAUCUCCGACUUGUGAUCCGCAACACCGGCCAUGAUUAUAUGGGCAAGUCGACCGGUACAGGAGGUCUCUCCAUCUGGACUCAUCACCUUAAAGAGAUCAAGGUCAUUCCAAACUACUCUUCACCACAUUACAGCGGCCCGGCAGUCACCAUCGGAGCCGGCGCCCAGGGCGAGGAAGUCUACGCUGCAUUGCACAAGCACAAUCUAGUGAUGGUCGGUGGGGAAUGUGCCACCGUUGGUUUGGCAGGAGGGUACACGCAGGGCGGCGGCCACUCCGCCCUCAGUUCACGGUUUGGCCUCGCCGCCGAUCAGACAUUGGAGUGGGAGUUGGUUGAUGGUAAAGGACGACAGCUUCAUGCCUCCCCCACGGAUAAUGCAGAUCUGUACUGGGCCCUAAGCGGCGGUGGCGGCGGGACGUAUGGCGUCGUCACCUCCUUGACGGUCAAGGUCUUUCCUGAUUUCUCCGUUGCGGGCGUGGUUCUCGAAUUCGAAUCCGAUCCCAGCAACCUUGACCCAUUCUACGACGCAGUGGAAUACUACCACUCCCUAGUUCCGGCCUUCACAGCGGCGGGGGGCAUGGCCAUCGCCCGCGUGAUGAACUCCUCCUUCCUUUUGACGCCUCUGACUCUUCCCAGCACCAACGAGAAGAGGGCACUGGAAUUGAUUACCCCUCUCAUCAAUAAGCUGGAUCAGUUGAACAUCAGCUACGUGAUGAAGCUCACCCAUUUUCCAUCGUACAUGGAUCAUUACAAUGCUUUGAUCGAACCCAAUCCCACGCAGCUCGUGGACAAUGGCCAAUACGGCGGUAAAUUGAUCCCCUUGUCUGUGAUUGAGCAAUCUAAUUCGGCUCUGACUGCCGCGAUGCGUAACAUCACUCAAGAUGGCGUGACGUUUGUCAGCAUCGGAUUGAAUGUCUCUUCCACCGUGAUGGGGGCCACGACCAAUUCGGUCCUUCCAUCGUGGAGGACCGCGGCAAUGAAUGUCAUUCUGGCAACAUCCUGGCCUGAGCACGCAAACCUCGGAAGAAUGAAUCAACUUGCCAAUGAUAUGACCCAUAAAUGGAUGCCAAUGUUGAGCUCUCUGACAUCUGACCCAGGGUGCUAUAUGAACGAGGCUGAUCCGCAACAACCAAACUGGCAAGAAGCCUUCUACGGACCGAACUAUAACCGUCUUUUAGCGAUUAAGAAGAAGUAUGAUCCCGAUGACUCCUUCUAUGCGCACACUGCUGUGGGCAGCGAAAAAUGGGUGCAGGAGUCGGAUGGUCGGUUAUGCCGGGCGACUUCAUCUUAA